AUGUCAUGUAAUAACAGUAAUGAUGUGUUGCAUGUAAUGUUACAGUGGACUUUUAAUAAAUGCAAGGCUUACAGAUAUAGAGUAAUAGGACACACAGGACGGUUGCUGAAGUCUCUGUGCUUUACCAGCCUCUCUUUCCUGCUGCUGCACAUCAUUUUCCACAUUACACUGGCCAGCCUUGAAGCCCAGCACCGCCUUGCACCUGCCUACAACUGUUCCACAUGGGAGAAGACAUUUCGGCAGAUUGGCUUUGAAAGCUUAAAAGGAGCUGAUGCUGGCAAUGGCAUCCGAGUGUUUGUGCCUGAUAUUGGAAUGUUCAUUGCGAGUCUGACCAUCUGGCUUGUCUGCAGAAACAUUGUUCAGAAGCCAGAGACAGAAGAAGCAGCACAGUAUAAUUCAGAGAGUGAAAAUGAAGAAUUGGCUGAAGGAGAAAAAAUGGACUCAGAAGAGGCACUAAUCUAUGAGGAGGAUUUAGAUGAAGGAGAAGGUGUGGAAGGAGAGAUGGAAGAAAGUGCAAAGUUAAAAAUGUUCCGCAGGCUGGCCUCAGUUGCUUCCAAACUUAAGGAAUUUAUUGGCAACAUGAUAACCACAGCAGGCAAAGUUGUAGUGACCAUCUUACUGGGCUCCUCCGGCAUGAUGUUGCCAUCUUUGACAUCAGCUGUCUACUUCUUUGUAUUCCUGGGUUUGUGUACCUGGUGGUCCUGGUGCCGGACAUUUGACCCAUUGCUGUUCAGCUGUCUCUGCGUUCUGCUGGCAAUUUUCACUGCCGGGCACCUGAUUGGGCUUUAUUUAUAUCAGUUCCAAUUCUUUCAAGAAGCAGUUCCCCCCAACGACUACUAUGCAAGGUUGUUUGGCAUCAAGUCAGUGAUCCAAACAGACUGCUCCAGCACUUGGAAGAUCAUAGUGAACCCGGAUCUGUCCUGGUAUCACCAUGCCAACCCCAUCCUCCUGCUGGUGAUGUACUACACGCUGGCCACACUGAUCCGCAUCUGGCUACAAGAACCCCUUGUAGAGGAUGACAAGACAAAGGAAGAGGACCAAGCCCUGGCUUGCAGCUCUAAUCAGAACACAGCAGAAAGGAGGCGGAGCCUGUGGUAUGCAGCCCAUUACCCAACUGAUGAGAGAAAAGUAGCAGCCAAGGGUAGCCCGAUCUAUCCAGUGAAGCCCAUAAAGCUCUGGGAUCAUGAACUCCUGGGCCUGCUGGUGACGGUGAAUGGCAAUCCUGUGGACUACCACACCAUACAUCCCAGCCUACCCAUAGAGAACGGCCCUGCCAAGACCGAACUGUAUUCCACCCCCCAGUACCGGUGGGAGACAUCAGAGUCCUCAGAAAAGAAAGAGGAAGAAGAAGACAAAGAAGAAUUUGGAGAGGAAAGGAGCCAGGAAGAAAAAAGAAGUGUCAAAGUUCAUGCCAUGGUCUCUGUGUUCCAAUUUAUCAUGAAACAAAGUUACAUUUGUGCCCUCAUCGCAAUGAUGGCUUGGAGCAUCACCUACCACAGCUGGUUGACUUUUGUGCUGUUGAUUUGGUCAUGUACUCUUUGGAUGAUUCGCAACAGAAGAAAAUAUGCCAUGAUCAGCUCCCCUUUCAUGGUGGUUUAUGCAAAUCUGUUGUUGGUGUUACAGUACAUAUGGAGUUUUGAACUUCCUGAAAUUAAAAAGGUACCAGGAUUUCUAGAAAAGAAAGAACCAGGAGAACUUGCAUCAAAGAUUCUUUUCACUAUUACCUUUUGGCUGCUGCUGAGACAGCACCUCACAGAGCAAAAGGCUCUUCAAGAAAAGGAAGCGCUCUUGUCUGAAGUCAAAAUUGGAAGUGAGGAGCUUGAAGAGAAAGAUGAAGAACUUCAAGAUAUACAAGUGGAAGGAGAACCCAGAGAGAAGGAAGAAGAUGAGGAAAUAAAAGAAGAGAAGCAAGAGAAAAAGAGGGAGGAGGAAGAGGAAGAAGAAGAAGAUGACCAGGACAUCAUGAAGGUGCUGGGCAAUCUGGUUAUAGCCAUGUUCAUCAAGUAUUGGAUCUACGUCUGUGGUGGCAUGUUCUUCUUUGUCAGCUUCGAGGGUAAAAUAGUAAUGUACAAAAUCAUCUACAUGGUGCUUUUCCUGUUCUGUGUGGCCUUGUACCAGGUGCACUAUGAAUGGUGGAGAAAAAUCCUAAAAUAUUUUUGGAUGUCAGUGGUUAUCUACACUAUGCUGGUGCUUAUCUUUAUAUACACAUAUCAAUUUGAAAACUUCCCAGGCCUGUGGCAAAAUAUGACAGGAUUGAAAAAAGAAAAGCUUGAGGAUCUUGGCUUAAAGCAGUUUACUGUGGCUGAAUUAUUCACUCGCAUAUUCAUCCCAACCUCCUUCCUGCUGGUGUGCAUUUUACACCUUCACUAUUUCCAUGACCGCUUUCUGGAACUCACAGACCUCAAGGCCAUUCCCAGCAAAGAAGACAACACCAUCUACAGAUUGGCCCACCCUGAAGGGAGCCUCCCGGAUCUGGCCAUGCUGAAUCUGACCUCUAGCCUAGAAAAGAAGCUGGUGGAGCCUGGGGAGGAGAAGCUAGAGGGAUACACUGAAAAGGCUGAGGAGGGUGAGCUUGAGAAAGACAGCAAUGUGUCCGAGGAGGAUGAAGAUGAAGAGGAGGAGUCAGAGGAGGAGGAAGAGACAUCAGAUUUGAGAAACAAAUGGCACCUGGUAAUUGAUCGCCUCACUGUGCUCUUCUUAAAGUUCCUGGAGUAUUUUCACAAAUUGCAAGUGUUCAUGUGGUGGAUCUUGGAGUUGCACAUCAUCAAAAUUGUUUCCUCCUACAUUAUCUGGGUUACUGUGAAAGAGGUAUCUCUAUUCAACUAUGUAUUUUUGAUAUCUUGGGCUUUUGCUCUGCCAUAUGCCAAGCUCCGCCGUGUGGCCUCGAGUGUCUGCACUGUCUGGACAUGUGUGAUCAUCAUCUGCAAAAUGUUGUACCAGCUACAAACUAUUAAGCCUGAGAACUUUUCUGUCAACUGCUCCUUGCCAAAUGAAAAUCAAACCAACAUACCCCUUCAUGAGCUGAACAAGUCUCUGCUCUACAGUGCUCCUGUUGACCCAACAGAAUGGGUUGGCCUGAGGAAGUCUUCUCCUUUGCUUGUCUAUCUGAGGAAUAAUCUUCUGAUGUUGGCUAUUCUGGCCUUUGAAGUUACCAUCUACCGCCAUCAGGAGUACUAUCGAGGUCACAACAACCUUACAGCCCCCGUGUCUAAAACUAUCUUUCAUGACAUUACAAGAUUGCAUCUAGAUGAUGGGCUUAUUAAUUGUGCCAAAUACUUCAUAAACUACUUCUUCUACAAAUUUGGCCUGGAGACCUGUUUCCUAAUGUCAGUGAAUGUAAUCGGUCAGCGAAUGGAUUUCUAUGCCAUGAUUCAUGCCUGUUGGCUGAUUGCCGUCUUGUAUCGACGCAGAAGAAAAGCCAUCGCUGAGGUCUGGCCCAAGUACUGCUGCUUCUUGGCCUGUAUCAUCACCUUCCAGUACUUUAUCUGCAUUGGCAUCCCACCUGCCCCCUGUCGAGAUUACCCAUGGAGGUUCAAGGGUGCCAAUUUCAAUGACAACAUCAUCAAAUGGUUAUACUUCCCUGAUUUCAUUGUGCGGCCCAACCCUGUGUUUUUGGUCUAUGACUUCAUGCUGCUCCUGUGUGCCUCCUUGCAACGGCAGAUUUUUGAGGAUGAAAAUAAAGCUGCAGUGCGAAUCAUGGCUGGGGACAAUGUGGAAAUUUGCAUGAACCUAGAUGCAGCCUCAUUCAGCCAACACAACCCUGUGCCAGAUUUUAUUCACUGCAGAUCUUACUUGGACAUGUCCAAAGUGAUCAUCUUUAGCUACCUCUUCUGGUUCGUCCUCACUAUCAUCUUCAUUACGGGAACAACCAGGAUCAGCAUAUUUUGCAUGGGCUAUUUAGUGGCCUGUUUCUAUUUCCUGCUCUUUGGAGGUGACCUGCUAUUGAAACCCAUCAAGAGCAUCCUGCGCUACUGGGACUGGCUGAUUGCAUACAACGUUUUUGUGAUUACAAUGAAAAAUAUCCUGUCAAUAGGAGCAUGUGGAUACAUUGGGGCAUUGGUACAAAAUUGUUGUUGGUUGAUCCAAGCCUUCAGCCUGGCCUGUACAGUCAAAGGCUAUAAAAUGCCUAACGAGGACUCAUCUUGCAAGUUGCCCAGUGGAGAGGCAGGAAUCAUCUGGGAUAGCAUCUGCUUUGCCUUCCUUCUGCUGCAGAGAAGAGUCUUCAUGAGCUACUACUUCCUGCAUGUUGUGGCAGACAUAAAAGCUUCACAGAUCCUGGCCUCAAGAGGGGCUGAACUCUUUCAGGCCACAAUCGUGAAAGCUGUGAAAGCAAGAAUUGAGGAAGAGAAAAAGUCUAUGGAUCAGCUGAAGAGACAAAUGGAUCGCAUCAAAGCCAGGCAACAGAAGUACAAAAAGGGUAAGGAGAGGAUGCUAAGCUUAACCCAGGAGUCAGGGGAAGGCCAGGACCUCCAAAAACUCUCUGAAGAAGAUGAUGAAAGAGAAGCAGACAAACAGAAAGCCAAGGGCAAAAAAAAGCAGUGGUGGCGGCCUUGGGUUGAUCAUGCUUCCAUGGUCAGGAGUGGAGAUUAUUAUUUGUUUGAGACGGAUAGUGAAGAGGAAGAAGAGGAAGAAUUAAAGAAGGAAGAUGAAGAGCCUCCACGGAAGUCAGCCUUCCAGUUUGUUUAUCAAGCCUGGAUCACAGAUCCUAAAACAGCACUGCGGCAGAGGCGGAAAGAGAAAAGGAAGUCUGAGAGAGAAGAACAAAAACGGAGGCGUAAAGGAUCGGGGGAGGGUCCAGUGGAAUGGGAAGACCAUGAGGAUGAACCAAUCAAGAAGAAAUCUGAUGGACCAGAUAACAUCAUCAAGAGGAUAUUUAACAUUCUGAAGUUCACCUGGGUCCUGUUCCUGGCAACAGUGGAUAGUUUCACCACUUGGCUUAACUCCAUUUCAAGGGAGCACAUCGACAUAUCUACUGUCCUGAGGAUUGAGAGGUGUAUGCUGACCAGAGAGAUUAAGAAGGGCAAUGUGCCGACGCGGGAGAGCAUCCACAUGUACUACCAGAACCACAUUAUGAACCUCUCCAGAGAGUCGGGGCUGGACACAAUCGACGAGCACCCUGGAGCUGCCUCUGGGGCCCAAGCAGCCCACAGGAUGGAUAGCUUAGAUUCCCAUGACAGUAUCUCCAGCUGCUACACUGAAGCCACCCUGCUGUUCUCAAGGCAGUCCACCCUUGAUGACUUAGAUGGACAAGACCCCGUUCCUAAAACAAGCGAGCGUGCUCGGCCUAGGCUCCGUAAAAUGCUCAGCAUGGACAUGUCUUCCUCUUCAGCUGACAGUGGCAGUUUAGCAUCAAGUGAGCCCACACAGUGUACCAUGCUAUACUCACGUCAGGGGACCACAGAAACCAUUGAGGAGGUGGAGGUGGAGGCGGAAGAGGAAGCAGUGGGCCUGGAGCCACAGCUUGGAGACGCUGAGGAGGAGAAGCCGGAAGAAGAAGAAGAGGAAGAGGAUGAGGAAGAGGAGGAGGUGGAGUUUGAUGCAGAGGCCGAGGAGGUUGGCCUCACUCCUGAUGAAGAGUUGCCCCAGUUCUCCACAGAUGACGGGGAUGUGGAGCCCCCACCCUCCUACAGCAAAGCUGUCAGCUUUGAGCGCCUGUCCUUUGCCUCUCAGGAUGACUCUGGGGGCAAGAACCACAUGGUGGUGAGCCCUGAUGACAGCCGCACAGACAAAUUGGAGUCGAGCAUCCUACCACCGCUCACUCAUGAGCUGACAGCUAGCGAGCUACUGCUCAACAAGAUGUUCCGUGAUGAUGAGCUGGAAGAAUCAGAGAAGUUCUAUGUAGGCCAGCCCCGGUUCUUGCUGCUGUUCUACGCCAUGUACAAUACUCUGGUAGCCCGCUCAGAAAUGGUGUGCUACUUUGUGAUUAUCCUCAACCACAUGGUGUCUGCCUCCAUGAUCACACUCCUUCUGCCCAUCCUCAUCUUCCUCUGGGCUAUGCUGUCUGUCCCCCGGCCUAGCCGACGGUUCUGGAUGAUGGCUAUCGUCUAUACUGAGGUGGCAAUUGUGGUCAAAUAUUUCUUCCAAUUUGGAUUCUUCCCCUGGAAUAAGAAUGUGGAGCUGAACAAGGAUAAACCUUACCACCCUCCAAACAUCAUAGGGGUGGAAAAGAAGGAGGGCUAUGUGCUUUACGACCUCAUUCAGCUCCUGGCCCUGUUCUUCCAUCGCUCCAUCUUGAAGUGUCAUGGCCUAUGGGAUGAGGAUGACAUUGUUGACAAUGGCACAGACAAGGAGGAAUCUGAUGAUGAGUGCUCCCUUGGACAUGGCAGAAGAGACUCUGCAGAUUCACUGAAGUCCAUCAACCUUGCCGCCUCCGUGGAGUCUGUGCACGUGACGUUCCCAGAGCAGCCAGCUGCCUUCCGCAGAAAACGCUCAAGCAGCAACACCCAGAUCUCCCCAGGAUCCAGCUUCUCUUCAAACAGGUCCAAAAGAGGCAGUACAAGCACCCGAAAUAGCAGCCAGAAAGGAAGCAGUGUUUUGAGUAUUAAACAAAAAAGCAAAAGGGAACUUUACAUGGAAAAACUUCAAGAGCAUUUAAUCAAAGCAAAGGCAUUUACAAUAAAGAAGACUCUGCAAAUUUAUGUGCCCAUCAGACAGUUUUUCUAUGACCUCAUUCACCCAGACUACAGUGCUGUGACUGACGUGUAUGUGCUGAUGUUCUUGGCUGACACCGUGGACUUCAUCAUCAUUGUCUUUGGCUUUUGGGCAUUUGGGAAACAUUCAGCAGCUGCAGACAUCACCUCUUCGCUGUCAGAAGACCAGGUCCCUGGGCCAUUUCUGGUGAUGGUCCUCAUUCAGUUUGGAACCAUGGUGGUGGACCGAGCACUCUACCUCAGGAAGACUGUGCUGGGCAAGGUCAUUUUCCAGGUCAUCCUUGUGUUUGGGAUUCACUUCUGGAUGUUCUUCAUCUUACCUGGUGUGACUGAGAGGAAAUUCAGCCAGAACCUGGUUGCCCAGCUUUGGUACUUUGUGAAGUGUGUUUACUUUGGACUAUCUGCCUAUCAAAUCCGCUGUGGGUACCCAACACGAGUCCUGGGAAACUUCCUCACCAAGAGCUACAAUUAUGUCAACCUCUUCUUGUUUCAAGGGUUCCGGCUCGUUCCAUUCCUGACUGAGCUGAGGGCAGUGAUGGACUGGGUAUGGACAGACACGACCUUGAGCCUCUCUAGCUGGAUUUGUGUGGAGGACAUCUAUGCCCACAUUUUCAUCCUGAAGUGCUGGCGAGAAUCAGAAAAGAGAUACCCCCAGCCCCGGGGCCAGAAGAAAAAGAAAGUGGUAAAGUACGGCAUGGGUGGCAUGAUCAUCGUCUUGCUCAUCUGCAUCGUCUGGUUCCCUCUUCUCUUCAUGUCCUUGAUUAAAUCUGUUGCUGGAGUUAUCAACCAGCCUCUGGAUGUCUCAGUCACAAUCACCCUGGGAGGAUAUCAGCCUAUUUUCACAAUGAGCGCUCAGCAAAGCCAGUUGAAAGUGAUGGACCAGCAAAAGUUUAAUAAAUUCAUGAGAGCUUUCUCUAGGGAUACUGGCGCUAUGCAAUUUCUGGAAAAUUAUGAAAAAGAAGACAUAACGGUAGCAGAAUUGGAAGGAAACUCCAAUUCUUUGUGGACCAUCAGCCCUCCCAGUAAGCAGAAGAUGAUACAAGAGCUCACGGACCCCAGCAGUAGCUUCUCUGUUGUUGUCUCAUGGAGUAUUCAGAGAAAUAUGAGUCUGGGUGCAAAGUCAGAAAUAGCAACAGAUAAACUUUCUUUCUCUCUUCAAAAUAUUACAAGGGAGAACAUAGCUAAAAUGAUUGCUGGAAAUGACACGCAAAGUUCAAACACACCAGUGACAAUAGAAAAGAUCUACCCGUAUUAUGUGAAAGCACCCAGUGAUUCUAAUUCAAAACCAAUCAAGCAACUUUUAUCUGAAAAUAAUUUCAUGAACAUCACCAUCAUUUUGUCCAGAGACAAUAUGAGCAAGUCUAACAGUGAAUGGUGGGUUCUCAACCUGACAGGAAAUAGGAUAUAUGAACAGAAUUCACAGGCCUUGGAGCUGGUAGUCUUCAAUGACAAGGUCAGCCCUCCCAGCCUUGGCUUCCUGGCUGGCUAUGGGAUUAUGGGAUUGUACGCUUCAGUUGUGCUCGUGAUCGGGAAAUUUGUCCGUGAAUUCUUCAGUGGCAUUUCCCACUCCAUCAUGUUUGAAGAGCUUCCAAAUGUAGACAGAAUUUUAAAGUUGUGCACAGAUAUUUUUUUAGUCCGGGAGACAGGAGAACUGGAACUGGAAGAAGAUCUCUAUGCCAAAUUAAUAUUCCUGUACCGCUCACCAGAAACAAUGAUCAAGUGGACUAGAGAAAAAACAAACUGAUCUCUUAGGACCCAGACUGCAAAAUCAAGUUAAAAUCUGGAUUUUUUCUUUUUCUUUUUUCUUUUUUUUUUUUUUACAAAAGCACAAUAUUCUCCUAAGAGCUAAAGUAUUUCUAGUUCAAUGGGAAUGGUUUUCUCUUCUGACAGGUAGCCAAAAGGAGCUGGGUUCCUUUUAUAGCAAAAGCUACCUUGGCACAUGAAGACACUGUUGAAGUUACAUGUACUUCCAUAUCUCUGAAAUCAGGGCUACUUGCUUAAGUUUUUGAAUUCAGUGUCUUGCAUUCUCAUUGACUAUGUGCCAGAUUGACGCAGGGUUUUAUUUUCCCUCAGAGAAGCCAAAGAGAAGAAAGAAGGAAGAAGGGACCCUCUGGGGUCUGCACCUCUUCUGGAGUAUGCAGCAGACAGUACUUAGCAGCACUGGAAUGGUAUUGCAACAGCUCUUAGCAGCACUGGAGAAGCUGCUGGACAGAGGCCCAGUGGGCCCUCAACACACUCCACUCAUGCCACAGCAAUAGAUGGCAGGGAGCACUCCCCACGUCUCAAGAGAAAAGAGCAGAGGGAACCAGUGGUCCAGGAAGAUGCCUAUGGAAAGACAAGCCUCACUCUAAGCAAAAAGAUAACAUUAGUGAUACUCUUACUGCCUUAUCUCAAUUGAAGACUGAUACAAAAAUCUUUCCAUGAAACACCAGUGACUUCUCAGGAAAACAACAACAAACAAAUCAGCGAAGCAAAUAAAUGGACGCCUCCUCUGUGGAGAUCUGGGUGUGACCUCUGCGAAGAUGGUGACUGUUCUACUCAGAUGGUCUCCUGCCUGGAAAAGAAGAGCUGGAAGGGCCAGCCCCACAUUCUGGGAGCACCUCUCCAUGGGAGCACCCCUAGAUGGGUGCCUCCAGCUUUGUAACAGUGACUCAAGUCACCACGCUCUCCCACCCUGCUCUACCCAAUGCGCUUUUUCCCCAUUUCCAUGGUCUAAGGCAAUGGUUUUUUCCAAUAGGUGACAUUUUCCUCCCUGUUUUUCAGGUAUAUCAGAGUUUACAUAUUCCAAUUCACAUUUUUACAUCUGAGACGGGUUUUUUAAGUUCAUAAUUAUGAAAGAAAUAUGUAUAUUGAGCUUGGGGAAUAAAAACUGGCUUUUCUUAAAUUAUUACCAUUGGUAAUACAACCUCUUCAUGAAAUAACAAUGUAGCAUGAGAAAUUGAUGAUUGAAAUGUAGUUUUCAUUCCAUAUUAAAAAUACAGUUUCUGGGAGUCAUUGAGUGGGCUAGAAUAAGUUUUAAAAAAAUCAAUCCUGUGUACUUCCUGUUCAGGGCUGACCUAAAAUAAAGCACAUCUUGCAGUCA
Dipodomys spectabilis (banner-tailed kangaroo rat) is the source of this 9732-nucleotide messenger RNA. It is a transcript of the gene Piezo2, whose product is annotated as piezo type mechanosensitive ion channel component 2. The record is from RefSeq and is a predicted model, not a curated record. The transcript is spliced from 52 exons. Gene Ontology annotation, biological process: regulation of membrane potential; cellular response to mechanical stimulus; detection of mechanical stimulus. Bases 1 to 8394 code for a protein of 2797 amino acids. NCBI's taxonomy places the organism in Eukaryota, Metazoa, Chordata, Mammalia, Rodentia, Heteromyidae. Gene Ontology annotation, molecular function: mechanosensitive monoatomic ion channel activity; monoatomic cation channel activity. Gene Ontology annotation, cellular component: plasma membrane.